Molecule: messenger RNA, 805 nt
Organism: Gekko japonicus
Lineage: Eukaryota; Metazoa; Chordata; Lepidosauria; Squamata; Gekkonidae
Gene: DKK1
Product: dickkopf WNT signaling pathway inhibitor 1
Exons: 4
Coding region: 1-780 (259 amino acids)
Biological process (GO): negative regulation of canonical Wnt signaling pathway; multicellular organism development
Cellular component (GO): extracellular region
Molecular function (GO): co-receptor binding; receptor antagonist activity
Source: RefSeq, a predicted model, not a curated record
AUGUUACAAGCGGAAAGGUCCUCUGGGCGACUUGUGAUCCUGGCGGCCGCCCUGUACUUUUCCAGGGCGGCGGCGAGCGCCGCUUUCAGCGCGAACCUGCUCCACUCCAACGCCAUCAAGAACUUGCCGGCAGGAGGCGCUGUGGCGGCCGCGGGCUCCCCCGCUAGUGCAGCGCCCGGCGACUCUGGGCUGCGCGACGCAGGCAACAAGCACCUAGCCGUCGAUGCGCCCCAGCCUUCCGUGUGCGGCGGGGACGAGGACUGCAAGGCCGACGAGUUCUGCUCCGUCUCAGGCCGCGGCGGCCUCCACGGAAACCAAGUCUGCCUCGCCUGUCGGAGACGCCGCAAGCGCUGCCUCCGCGACGCCAUGUGCUGCCCGGGCAAUCAGUGCAAUAACGGAAUGUGUAUGCCAUCAGAACAUGGUCACUUCCACCCUGGGGAUAUCGAGGAGACCGUGCUAGAGAACUUUGACCAUGGCACUUUAGACUCCCAUCCCAAAAGGACCACGUCUUCAUCACAGCUACACUAUCUGAAAGGCCAAGAAGGUGCCGUCUGCCUUCGCUCCUCGGAUUGUGCCUCGGGGCUGUGCUGUGCUCGCCACUUCUGGUCCAAGAUUUGCAAACCCGUCCUUCAGGAAGGCCAAGUGUGCACAAAACACCGAAAGAAAGGGUCUCACGGUUUGGAGAUCUUCCAGCGAUGUUACUGUGCGGAUGGGCUGACGUGUCGGCUACAGAAAGACCACAGCAACACUUCCAGACUGCACACCUGCCAAAGGCACUAGCUGCCGCUUUCUGAGAAAACCUGAU